UCCCUCUCCCUCUCCCUCUCCCUGUCCAUAUUCAAUUUUACUUUGUAUUGACAGGGCGGUUGAAAAAUCUUUGUCACAGCUAGUUCCCCGAGAAAUGCCUGUCUUUGUCUGCCACCGAAAUCGCUUGUUCCUAAAAACCCUACCAUUAAUAACCUUCUCUAAACCCUAAUAUUCACAUCCUCUCUGCAAGGAGAAAGGCCGACUGAGCUGCUGUGAAAUGCUUUGUAGAGAUGCAGAAGCUGCUGCUGCUGCAAAAGAGUCCUCCAAGCCCCCUCGUCUGCACUUCUGUUGCUACUAGUUUUCUUACUUCGUCCUGUAGAACCAAACCCAUUAACAAAACCCCUUUUCAUUCUCUUACUAUAAAGCCAUACACCUCUCUCUCAAUGCCGACGGCCACAGUUGGUGGCGGCGGGUCUUCUCUUGCCGCGUGUGUGGCUAGAAAGGCCACAGUUAGACCCACACUCCCCUCGCGUUUUUCUUCAAACUGUUACAGUGCCUGCCGCUGUGCAACUGAAACCACAGCAACAAAAACUCCUUUCAGGGCUUGGGUUGUGGCCCGGCCUGCUUGGUACUGCACAGUGGCCAGGUCUGGGGCUGAGGGACCCGUCACAGCUGCGGCGGCGGCUGUUGAAGGAUUGAAGAGUUGUGAUGGAGACAGUGAGAAAGGAGAAAAAGAGGAAAAAAAGGUGAGAAUGAAUAGGAGGCAGAAGGGCUCAAGUGAGGUGGUGGGCAAUGCUGAUUUGUUGACAAUUCCAGGGGUGGGGCCGAAGAAUUUGAGAAAGCUGGUGGAGAAAGGGUUCUGUGGAAUGGCUGAGCUCAAGAAGCUCUAUAAGGAUAAGUUUAUUGGGAAGGGUAAUGAGACAAUGGUUGAGUAUUUACAGAGUUCUGUUGGAAUUAUUCAUAAAAGUCAUGCUGAGAGCAUAACAGCUUUCAUCAAAGAGAGUGUGGAUGAAGAGUUAAAGGAUAUAAACACAGAUGUGAAAGCUGCAUUGAAGAAGCGAAUCACAUUUUGCGUUGAGGGUAAUAUUAGUGUUGGGAAGACAACGUUUCUUCAGAGAAUAGUUAGUGAUACAAUUGAGCUUCGUGAUCUUGUUGAAGUGGUACCAGAACCCAUUGAUAAGUGGCAGGAUAUUGGUCCUGACCACUUCAAUAUACUUGAUGCAUUCUAUGCCGAACCACAUAGGUAUGCCUAUACCUUCCAGAAUUAUGUGUUUGUCACAAGGGUGAUGCAGGAGAGAGAGUCUUCUGGUGGAGUGAAGCCACUCAGGCUGAUGGAGAGGAGUGUUUUCAGUGACAGAAUGGUCUUUGUACGAGCUGUGCAUGAAGCAAAGUGGAUGAAUGAGAUGGAGAUCAGCAUUUAUGACUCAUGGUUUGAUCCAGUUGUCUCAGUUUUACCUGGUCUCAUUCCUGAUGGUUUUAUCUAUCUUAGAGCAAGCCCUGAUACUUGCCACAAGAGAUUGAAGCUGCGAAGGAGAGCAGAAGAGGGUGGUGUCACCCUAGAUUAUCUCCGUGACUUGCAUGAGAAGCAUGAGAACUGGCUUUUCCCUUUCGAAAGUGGUAAUCAUGGAGUAUUAUCUGUCAGUAAGCCACUGCUACACCUGGAUAACUCUUUGCAUCCAGAAAUUAGAGAUCGUGUGUUUUAUUUGGAAGGCGACCAUAUGCAUUCGAGUAUUCAGAAGGUGCCUGCUUUGGUUCUUGACUGCGAAGCGAACAUUGACUUUAGCAGAGAUAUUGAAGCAAAGGAGCACUAUGCACGCCAAGUUUCGGAGUUCUUUAAAUAUGUGAAGCACAGGAAAGAAGUUUUGCCGUCAAAACCUGGUGAAGGUGAUUGUAUUAGCAAUCGACAGGUCUUGCUGCCACAUGAAGGUGGGUUGUUUUUACCGAGCGAAGAGCACUUCCCUGCAUCAGCUCUCAAAUCUUUAGAUUUCAGACGAACAAUGUCAUUCAUGUCUAGUCAGUGAUUGUAUUUUUGGCCCCCUUUUCCAACACCAGUUCUGUAAAUUGUUACCUUAGUCUGACACAUCUGCAGUUCUGACAUGUUUAGUUAACAGUCUCUUUGCAUGUAAAGAUGUUAACCCCUAGGCUUUACAGAUGUAGAGAUGUUGUCUCUUUGAAUUCUGUGAUAAUCUAAUGUUUGAUUGUUGAA
Messenger RNA from Manihot esculenta (cassava), 2146 nucleotides. RefSeq lists its product as uncharacterized. Gene Ontology annotation, cellular component: cytoplasm. The transcript has 5 exons. Lineage: Eukaryota; Viridiplantae; Streptophyta; Magnoliopsida; Malpighiales; Euphorbiaceae. Bases 231 to 1961 code for a protein of 576 amino acids. Gene Ontology annotation, molecular function: deoxynucleoside kinase activity. The record is from RefSeq and is a predicted model, not a curated record.